CGGGCCAUGUACGACUCCGGCCGAGUUUUGUUCGGCAAGUCCAGCCUGUUUAAGGAUCCAUUCACUGGCGUCCCCCUCAGCAAGAACGCGAGGCCCGAUCUCGACGUCGCGCUCUUUGUGGAUGAGGGAAGGUGCAUAGGCUGCCACCAGUGCAAGCACGCGGCUCCACACACAUUCAAAAUGGAGCCCCACUUCAACGUCGCGAGGGUGGAGACGCAGUGGGCGGACAGCGAGGAGGACCUCGAGACCGCCGUGGCGUGCUGCCCCAAGGACUGCAUCCACACCGUGCCCAAGGCUGACCUGGCACUCCUAGAGUGGAUCCACAGAAGCCAGCCGCGGCAGAGGAUCGUGACGUGCUCUGUCGAGUCCAUGAGCGGGAAAGGCCGCGGCUUGGAGGAAUCACCUUUCGUCGCGAUGGAACGGUUCGAGCGCAGGCGGACGGAGAUGAUGAGGGACGCGGAGGAGGCGGCCAAGCGAGCCAAGAAGAGAGAGGAGGCGGAGGCGGCGAUGGAGAUGGUCAGCAACGUCGUCGGGAUCGGGUCGUGGGCUGGGUUCUUCAGUCGCCAACGCGCCGACGAACCAGCGGAGAAAACGCGCGCGCCAUCGUGCCCCUUGCCCGCCGUGUACGUCAACGCGUCCCUGCUCCUUCCGCAGUUCUCGUCCAUGAUCUCCGAGCCCGCGAUUGACGAGUGAACCAGGGCGCUUAAUCAGUCUACUCGUUUCACGAAUAAAGAACAAAGACUUGUCUAC
Molecule: messenger RNA, 750 nt
Organism: Micromonas commoda
Lineage: Eukaryota; Viridiplantae; Chlorophyta; Mamiellophyceae; Mamiellales; Mamiellaceae
Exons: 1
Coding region: 7-693 (228 amino acids)
Source: RefSeq, a predicted model, not a curated record